Molecule: messenger RNA, 402 nt
Organism: Cetraspora pellucida
Lineage: Eukaryota; Fungi; Glomeromycota; Glomeromycetes; Diversisporales; Gigasporaceae
Source: the annotation of a GenBank genome assembly
AUGACUGACAGACAAUCAAAGAAAACCACUAACCUUCGUAAAGAAAUUUCUAUAGCAACAGGAGUAGGUGAAACAACUAUUGCCCAUGUUGUUGCUAAAUUCAAUAAAACUGGAAAGGUUACAGCAUCAGAACAAGGUCACCGAGCUCCCAAAGAUUUUCAAGCAGAAUACAUGAAUGCAAUUCAUGAUUUAAUUCUCUCUGCAAAUAGAGACAGUCUUCCUCUUUCUCUUCGAGAAAUAAUCCUUGAAUUAUCUAAAUUAGGCUUUGGGCAAAAGCAGCCAGAUAUUCUUUCUCUUUGGAAUGCGUUACUUAGUUCCUUUCAGGAAGAAAUAACACCAGAUAUGGUUGUUUCAUGCUGGAGAAAAUGUUUAGAAGACGAAAGUCUUAAUGAGGAAGCGUAA